AUGAGCAGCUCUCAAUACACUUGUUCAGACUUCACACCGCGGGCUUCCGCAACCGUCGCCGACAAUGCCAGCGUUAACUCAUUUGGGUCUUCAAUCCGAGAUUUAGGGCCACGUUCAGGGCUUGACCCCAGGGCACGGUCGACGUCCGACUUGUUUGAAGUCCCUAACCAAAGAAUUAGGCCCAAACCUUAUAAACGGUCUUCGACUCCAGCCAUUGCAGCUCAAAGAAAUCACCCCAACCUUUCGCUAAUACCAGAACAGCAACACAUACAGCCGCAACUAAUGCACUCUCUCACGCCUUAUCAAAAGCAACGGAGACGGAUGAAAAACAGCUUCCAAUUUCCAAACGGCGAGAGUUUCACUCCCAAGCAAAAAUCUACCAAAUCGUUUGACCUCAAACCUGAUGCUGGCCGAUUUGAAAAUCCUCGCCAACAUAAACCUGGGCAUCUCCCAAAGUCUGUAAGUUGCAGCAAUUUCCGUAGCGCAGCUCCUCGCGCCGAUUUUGCUUCGCCUGCCCGAGUUCCCAUGUCCGAGAGUCGUAGUGGAAGCUUCAGUAACGCAUUGUCUCCCUCUGGACAUCUGCCUCCGUACAAUAGAUUCCAUAAGUCUGCGAGCAUGUCUAGAAUAGCGCCUCUCAGCCAACAGGUUAGGCAACCGCCAUCCAUGCCUCAAACAUUUGCUGGUAAAAAUCGCAGUAUAACCUCUCUUCAAUCUGUCCCGUCUCAUCUCACUUGUGAUUUCAAUAAUAAUUCCAUCCCGAAAACGCAGGCCGUUUCCAGUAAUAACUCCUCGACUAAUAGCAGUAACAGUUUGAAGAGCGAGAACGUUGUGAGCAGCAAUACUAGUACUGAUGCCAGUGAACCUCCUUUAAAAUCGAUGACUCCACUCAAAGGUAACGUGGCCUAUUCGCUGUACGCACAUGCUCCAAAGACCUCUUCUUCGCUGCACAAUUCCUCGAUGCCUAAGAGAGAAUCGGUAGCCCUAAAUUCGCCAAAAAAAGGAGAUUCCACUCCUAAGGAAACCCCCAAGCCCUCUAGCUCAAAAGGAGUUAAAAGGAGCGCGUCCUAUCGUAUAGGCGCUUUCUUCAAAAAGUUCCUGCCUUUCAAAAAAAGCGCUACUUCCAACCCUGAUGCCAAGUUCAAGCCAGUCCCGCACACCAAACCUUUACCAAAAACUUCGAAAGAGGCUUCUUUCGCAACCCCAAAGAUAUCUGUCUCCCGGCCUAGUCUUUCUUCUUCUUACGUGAACAAACUGACUAUUGCUGAUGAGGAGCUAGGGACAAGAGGAAAAGCUGUGGCACACAAAUCACAUCUCGAGGGACCAGAAAUUGAUGACGCUAAUGAUGGUGAUAACGAAGGUGAUGAUGAAGACGACGAAGACGAUCAGCUUUUGGAUAUUGAUCUGGUUUUCGACAGUCUCUUGCUGAAAAACGACCACCCCGUCCCAAAACCAUUGAGUUACAUCAAUGCAAUAGAGAAGGCAUCAAUGACGGAGGGCUCUGAUUUUCAAGGUGUCGAGCAGAAAAAUGAAGAAUUUGUGGAUAACAACGUGGACUAUCAGCUUGUUCAAGAGUUUUCAAGAUUAGGAAACUUUAUAACUGAUGAAACUAGUGAGCGCCGCCGGUCCGGUGCAGUCUCGCCCCCGCCGCGGUCGCUAAAAAGACCUCUCUUCGCAAGCAAAGCAUCCGUUGCUGGAUUCUACCGUCAAAGCGGCGAGCGAGUCGACAAAAUAAGCUUGGACCUGCGUCUCGACCAUAGCUUGAAAAAAGAUUGGGAGUUCAUUCACUACGAUGCCGUUAUAUCUGCAAGUCUCUCCGAGGAUAAGGCCGCGGUCAAGAAACUUAGAUUUGGGCACGCUAUUUACGUCAAGGAUACUUAUGCGUCGCAGGAAUAUGAGAGAAGUGACAAGAAAUUCAUUCGUGGUCGCCGCCGGAUGAUGCAGACCCAAAACAUGGCCUUCAUAGACGCUGUAAAGAGCCAGCUCAAUGAGUUCAAGAAAUCAGAGAUGAAGGUUCAUGGCGACAGUGUUCAGAACACACAUUACUUUUUAUAG
Molecule: messenger RNA, 2052 nt
Organism: Lachancea dasiensis
Lineage: Eukaryota; Fungi; Ascomycota; Saccharomycetes; Saccharomycetales; Saccharomycetaceae
Source: the annotation of a GenBank genome assembly